Ostreococcus tauri is the source of this 2661-nucleotide messenger RNA. Its product is annotated as Protein kinase-like domain. NCBI's taxonomy places the organism in Eukaryota, Viridiplantae, Chlorophyta, Mamiellophyceae, Mamiellales, Bathycoccaceae. Bases 1 to 2661 code for a protein of 886 amino acids. The transcript has a single exon. Gene Ontology annotation, biological process: protein phosphorylation. Gene Ontology annotation, molecular function: ATP binding; protein kinase activity. The record is from RefSeq and is a predicted model, not a curated record.
AUGCGGACGGGUGCAGACGCGCGUGGCGCGCUCGCGGAGGCGAUUUCGAGGAUUUCGUGUGACUUCUCACCGGCGAGCGAUGUGUCGUCGUCUCGUCGCGCAUACGGCGAGCGCGAGGCCGAGGAUCGCUCCGUGUGUGCGUCUGGGGUAAUAUUCCCGCUGACAUUUACUUUUCGACGCAUUCGGGGACGUCCAGAUGUAUUUUUCGAGGUCGCCGCGGGAACGUUCGGCGACGCGCGGGCGACGCGUGGGCGCAAACGACGAGCGAGCGACGCUCCUGGCGGGUUAGAUUGCAUAAUAGACACUGUGGGUGAUUGGUUGGUAUCUCCGGAUGCGCGGGCGAUCGUGGCAACGAUGUGUCUGCAGAUUGCGUUUCCGGAGACGACGCGGAGGGUGGCGACGGCGGGCGCAGCGCUCGCGCUCGCGCGGGAGACGCUUCGACGAUCGGAGAGCGAGCCGCGGAGUUUGGGGGUGAUGGAUAAGAACGGUGUGGUAGUGAUGACGCGUGCGGCGCUGGUAACGCGGGCGUUCGCGACGACGACGCGGUUUUUAGUUCCGACGGCGCACGCGUGGACGACUGCUGCCACGGCACUCCUGAGCGUCAAGUUGUUGUUCAAACAACCGCCCCUGCGCGCUGGAUUAGCGAGAGCGAUGCACGGGACGAGGGGGGUGAUGACGAGCGAUGAGCGCAUAGGUCUCUGGCACACGCGGUAUCGAUGGGCGGCGCUGCGAUUGGCGAAGCACAUUCCGAGCGAUCCGGUUCGCACCAUUGACGACGCGCCGCUCGCGGGAUUACUCGUGCUCAUCGAGGGUUUAGCCAUGCGCAUGGGGGGAUUGAAUCUCGUUGAGGAUGGAAACGCGCGCGAGGGGUCGUUUUCGAUGAGUUUGCCGGCGAGUUGGCGUGCGGCGAAACGCGCGCGAAGGCUCACGGCGCUCGGCUCAAAGCGCGCAAUCGAGGCUGAGGGAAAACUUCAUCCGGUGGACGUCCUCGACCUGGUGCGAGCGUCGAUGCGCGACAGCUUUGACGGCAUACGACGUCCAGAUCUAAUGAACAUCGCGGUGAACGACAACGUUCGUGGAGGUUCUACCCGCGAUGAGGGGUCGCGCAGUCGAGAAAUUGUUCAUCUGCGCGCAGGAGCCGACGUCGUCGCGCGUCCGGAACGUGAAGAGCUCGUCGGCGACUCCGAGGGCGGUGAGACGAACAUCUGGCGAGAUACACAACUGUCGUCGGCGUCUUGGGCCACCGACGGACUGUCCGCCGCACUGAUGCUUCGAGCGACCUAUCUCUUCAUCACCUGGCUCCCGGUGCUCACGGUGGCCAUUCCGCUGUUGAUGCUUAGUAAGGCGAGUCCGGGUCCGCUGAGCGCGGUGAUGCGAAAGCGCGCUUGGUCGACGCUUCACACGGCAAUAGCUCUGUGCGGUGCCGCGUUCAUCAAGUGGGCGCAGUGGGCGAGCACUCGUGAGGACGUUUUCCCGAAGGAUUUGUGCGAACAAUUCGAGCAGCUUCACGAUGACGCGCCAAAGCAUUCGUACAGACAAACGUAUCGAAUCCUAUCUCGAGAGCUCGGAUGUGAUCCGAGAUUGAUAUUUGUGCAGUUCUCGAAGACUCCAAUGGCGUCCGGAUCGGUGGCGCAGGUGUACAAGGCGCGCCUGCGCAGGGAAGUGGCCGCCGUGUGCUCGGAGCUCGCAAAACCUCGAAGGCUCACUCUGAACCAGGACGGUACGAUGGACGUCGCUGUGAAAGUUCGACAUCCGAACGUGGCGAAACGCAUCUUCUUAGAUUUCCAAAUAUUACGAGCCGUCGCCGGCUUUGCCGAUUCCCUGACCGCGCUCAAGGGGAUGCACCUGAAGAACACGCUGGGACAAUUCAGUCACACGAUGACGUCGCAGACUGAUUUGCGAAACGAAGCCGAUCACCUACUGAAGUUCACGCACAACAUGAAGCGAGAGGUGCAAGUCGUCGCGCCUCGUCCUGUCCCGGGGCUCGCCACCGAGGCUGUGCUCGUAGAGACAUUCAUGCAGGGCGACGGCUUGGGGAACGCCAUCAAACGAAAAACGUCCCGAAAUUCAGAGCUUUGCUCUCUGGGUGUUCACACCUACAUGCUCAUGCUACUGCGGGAUAACUUCAUACAUCAAGACUUACACCCGGGUAAUAUUCUGUACAGCGUGCAUGAUCCGUCGAACGCGCGGGAAAAGCCUUCUGUCGACGCGCAAGGCGUCACGAAACUAGAGUUGAUUGAUUUCGGAAUAGCCGACGAACUCCCGCAAACGGUGCGGAACAAGUUCAUCGGGUUUCUGUGUUUUCUUCUUCGCGGCGAGGGCGAAAAAGCGGCGGACGUGGCGUUAACGUGGGAUACAAAGCAGACUUGCACGAACGUCGUGGCUCUUCGUCGCGACAUGGCCCAUCUCGUGUCGAUCAAGGGUGACAUUUACAAGCGGCGCGUCGAUUUGGAUGAACUCUUGAAGGAAAUCAUGCAACUCUUCCGGAAGCACUCGGUGAGCAUCGACGGUAUCUACGCCUCUCUCGUGGUGUCGCUGUGCGUUUUGGUAGGUUUCGCGACGAGCUUGGAUCCGGAAAUUAAUCUCUUCGAAGUCGCCGCGCCCUCUGUCAUGGCUUUCGCGUUGACUGGAAACGUCGUGGGCAGACUCUUCGAGGCUUAG